Messenger RNA from Aspergillus caelatus, 1191 nucleotides. Its product is annotated as NAD(P)/FAD-dependent oxidoreductase. Gene Ontology annotation, molecular function: electron-transferring-flavoprotein dehydrogenase activity; flavin adenine dinucleotide binding. Gene Ontology annotation, cellular component: cytoplasm. The coding region runs from base 1 to 1191 and encodes 396 amino acids. Lineage: Eukaryota; Fungi; Ascomycota; Eurotiomycetes; Eurotiales; Aspergillaceae. The transcript has 7 exons. The record is from RefSeq and is a predicted model, not a curated record.
AUGGCUAGUGCUUUAAGAAAUAUUAUUGUUGUUGGAGGGUCCUAUGUGGGAAAGACCACGGCCCAAGAGCUCGCACAAGUGGUGCCAAAUACACACAGGGUCCUGUUGAUUGAGCCGCACAGUCAUUUCCAUCAUCUCUUCACCUUUCCUCGCUUCGCAAUUGUUCCCGGACAAGAACACAAAGCCUUCAUUCCAUACACGGGACUCUUCCCGUCCACUACAAGCCCAGUCCGACAUGCCGUAGUGCAAGCCAGGGCUCUAUCGGUGCAGUCGCAGCACGUCAAGCUGGACCGUGAAUGGCAAGGUUCUCGUCAAAUUCCCUUCGACUAUCUGGUUGUCGCGACCGGUACCCGUCUCGUGCAGCCGGCAGGUAUGAGGCAUGACGACAAGCUCUCCUCUGUCGCAUAUCUCCAAAACCACCAAAACGACGUCAAAAAGGCCAAGUCCAUUCUCAUCGCAGGCGGCGGUGCGGUCGGCGUCCAGAUGGCCACGGACCUGAAGGAAUUCUACCCCGAUAAGGAAAUCACGGUAGUACAGUCUCGUCCUCAGUUAAUGUCGGGGUUUCAUGAAGGGCUGCAUGAUCUUGUUAAGGAACGUUUUGAUGAGCUUGGCAUCAAAUUCGUCACUGGAGCUCGCGUAAAGAUCCCUGCCGAGGGAUACCCCACUCAGGGAGGUCCAUUCAAUGUCGAGCUCACCAACGGCACGCAAUUGUCGACAGAAUUUGUGAUCUGUGCUACCGGCCAAACACCAAACAAUGGUCUCAUCAGUGAAUUAACCCCCUCAACAUCCGAGUCUUUAAUCAACCCCGAUAACGGCUUUAUCCGGAUCCGGCCUACGAUGCAAUUCCUUGACCCUAAGUACUCGAACCUCUUCGCAGUCGGCGACAUCGCAGAUACAGGACUCCGUAAGGCUGCCAGACCCGGCUCAGCGCAGGCCGCUGUUGUCGCAAAGAACAUCCAGGCUAUGAUCGAAGGAAAGAAUCCCGAGGACGUUUUCCCACGGAUGCCGGCAGCGAUCCAUCUGACUCUAGGAAUGAAAUAUAAUGUGAUCUUCAGGAACCCUAAUGUCGCCGAAGGGCAGACCGAGCCCACUAUCAUGAAGAAGCUUGAUGGACAAGAGGAUAUGAAUGUCGAGGCAUUCUGGCAGAGGCUAGGUGUCUCGAUUGAGAGCUCGAAUCAGUAUCAUCUGUAG